Messenger RNA from Zophobas morio, 1186 nucleotides. RefSeq lists its product as uncharacterized. Gene Ontology annotation, molecular function: ATP binding; protein serine/threonine kinase activity. The coding region runs from base 50 to 1108 and encodes 352 amino acids. Gene Ontology annotation, biological process: intracellular signal transduction; protein phosphorylation. The record is from RefSeq and is a predicted model, not a curated record. Gene Ontology annotation, cellular component: cytoplasm. The transcript is spliced from 11 exons. Lineage: Eukaryota; Metazoa; Arthropoda; Insecta; Coleoptera; Tenebrionidae.
CAGACAUAAAUGUUUUCUCUCAGUAGGUCCGUAAGGAUCAUGUGUCUAAAUGUAUGAUAAUAAAAGCGAUUCUGAAGGAGUUAGAAAAAUUGAUAUGCUUCCGACUGUUGCCAAGUUGACUAAGAUGCUAAUAAGAAUUAGAACCGAUACACACAAAUACUAUAACCAGUAUAAAGUUGUUGGAGAGAUUGGAAGGGGCCAAUUUGGUAAAGUAAAACUAUGUAUUGACGAGAGAGGAAACGCUUACGCAGUCAAAAUAUGUAGAAAACCGAGGAAAAGACAUUUCGGUAGUUUUGGAAAGGCUUACUUAGAAUCUAUAAAAAUGGAGAUUGAUAUAAUGAAAAAACUACAACAUCCUAACGUUGUACGAGUGUGGGAAGUGGUGGAUCUGCCACAAGAAUCUAAAGCAUAUAUGUUUAUGGACUAUUUGAGCCGCGGCUGCGUUAAUUAUAAAGAUGAAAAAGGGGAGCCUGUUUUAAGUAUUAAGGAGGCUCACAAAUAUUUUGGUCAUCUUGUUUCAGGAUUAAAAUAUUUGCAUGGGCUUGAAAUCAUCCACAGAGAUAUUAAGCCCGAAAACCUUUUACUUUCUGACAAUAAUAUCCUGAAAAUCGCAGAUUUCAACUCCGCACAACUUGCUGGGAAAAAGAUCAAGACGUCGGCUGGCACACCGGCCUUUUAUUCUCCGGAGUUGUGCAUUGCUGAUAACAAUACUCCAGUAACUUUUGCUGUGGAUAUUUGGGCUGCAGGAAUUUGCCUCUAUUUGUUCGUCUAUGGCCGGUUCCCCUUCGAUAUUCUCCACACUCAAGCCCACGAAUCAAGCUCUCUGGGGAGACUGCAUCACUGUAUUAUGAGCCGGCCACUUACCUUCCCGAAGUUUCGGAAGGCAAAUUCCCUCCUAAAGGAGCUUUUAAAGGGUCUGUUAAACAAGACGCCCCACUCUCGCCUCACCAUUGAAGAGGUUUCGAGUCGUCCGUGGGUUGUUCGUCAGCCAACAUGCGCUGAAGAGCUGACCGAUAAACGCUUCGAGUAUUUUUUUCCGCUGAAUAUUUGUCGAUAUUUAAAAUCGUUGUUCAUUAAAUUCCUUCGUAUUUUUUUACGUUGGAGGUAGAAUUCGGAGAGACUAUGAAAACUGCAGUAGAUGACAGUGUAGAAACAUUAAUAUGGGCUUCACUUGGAAAAAAGAAUA